Molecule: messenger RNA, 3510 nt
Organism: Lepisosteus oculatus (spotted gar)
Lineage: Eukaryota; Metazoa; Chordata; Actinopteri; Semionotiformes; Lepisosteidae
Gene: atoh1b
Product: atonal bHLH transcription factor 1b
Biological process (GO): axon development; sensory organ development; positive regulation of transcription by RNA polymerase II
Cellular component (GO): nucleus
Molecular function (GO): DNA-binding transcription factor activity, RNA polymerase II-specific; protein dimerization activity; E-box binding
Source: RefSeq, a predicted model, not a curated record
AUUAACCAUGAUUGUUCUUAUUGGCAAUCCUAUAAAUGAAACGAUAAUUCAUCCUUCCAUGUGACAGUUUUAUAUAUACAGGGACGGAAAUAUUUAUUUUCGAUGCAGACGUGUUAUUUGGGAUGUAGAAGUCGUGGAGAAUGGGUUAAACUCUGUAGAAAAUAGGCUAGCCAUUGAGUUCGUGCGAUUCAUUGCGCUUGAAUUGUUUUGAAUCUUAUUACAACUUUUUUUGUUGUUGACGGUGGUUGUCCGCUGCACAGAGUUUAGGAUUGGCAGUCAAGACCCAGACGCGCAGUGGAAUAGGGCGGGGACAGCAGCAGUUGCAGAAUUUAAAGAGUGGAGAGGGUGCAGCACAGCUGAUAAAAGUGAGUCAUUCACUGCAGCCCUUCUCAAACACAUAGCUACCAGGUGGCAUAAAAAAUUGGGUAAUUAGGAUAGUGCGCAAACAUAUAAGAGAAGCAGUAGGAAAUUGCAGCACAUAAACUGCGUGAAAGUUGACUUAUUUCCGUGCCUGCAUAUUGUUAUGUUACAUCAGUUUGUCCGAUUUGUAGAAUCGGAUAAGUACAACUAAAAUAACAUUCCGUUUUCAGUUGUAUCUGACAUUAGAAGAUGACCCUGACAAAUGCAAAACUAGCCUUGCUGAGCUGGACCGAUGGGAGCAUCCAGGAAUGCCACAGUGAGGAACUCAAGUUUUCCGAAAUCUCGAGAUUGGCGCACAGCGACCCGAGGAGCUGGCUGAGCCCUUUCCAGCCUGGGGGUCCGGGGCCCGUUUCAUUCCCGGCCCCGGGAGGAGCGGUCCCGGCUCUGUACGACCACGGGUCACUAGAAGUUGACCUCCAAAAAAUGGUAUCCAGGAAUGCAUUAUCCAACAGCGCUGUUAUGAACGAGAGGGACUUUGAUAAAUUGAGAGGAGACGCGAAUAAGCGGAGCAUCUCUCACUACCCCGGCCCGCAGAAGCACAGGCGGGUGGCUGCCAACGCAAGAGAGAGGCGGAGGAUGCACGGGCUCAACAGGGCGUUUGACAAGCUGAGAAGCGUCAUUCCCUCCCUGGAAAACGAAAAGAAGCUGUCCAAGUAUGACACUCUGCAGAUGGCGCAAAUAUACAUCACUGAACUCUCCGAGCUACUGGCCGGCGUGGGCAAAACCGACUGCAGGAGCGGCGCUGGCGACAGUCUCGGCGGAGACCUGGGGGGCCAGGUGAGGACAAGCAGCCAGCCGCAAACGUGCUUGCCCGAAGUGAGGGUCGGGAGCAGCGCGAAUUACUCCCUGGACAACCCGCCCUCCUCCGCCCGGUUCUCCGCGCUCGGCGAGUCUCAGGGCGUGACCGCUGCGGUCGGGCACCUGAUUAUCCUCUCGAACCCGAAGCCGGCUCUGGGGAGCGACAGCAAGAGCAUGGGGGCGUCCUCUAACGGCAGCGACGGAGAGUCUCCCAACUGCAGUGACUGCGAGGACGGACACUCGGAAAGACAUUAACCGGACUGCCUUAGGCCAGGAUGAAAAUGAGUGCUUUAGAGUAGACAGAACUGUGCGUGACCGGCGUAGAAACGAUAGUACCAUCCGCACUACAGCUUUUAUAUACACUUUACAAAACAGGCAAGUAACUUAUAGGGCACUCGACCUAGAUAGUGGGUUCAUUGCUGUGUUUAGGAGACGGAAAAAGGAAGUUUCACAGGAAGUAAGAAGUUUGUAGUAGAAUGACACGCGAUUAUUCACUGUAACCCAGAUGCUGUGGAAUCGACACACCCACACAUCUUGUGCAAGACCUGCACACAACUAUCUUACUCGCUUGUCAGUAAUGUUUCUUUUUCGUAAAUCGUUUUUUGUCUGCUUCAAAAGUCUGUUCUCGAGUAACAAACUAAAUCCAGAAGGUGUGUUGCCUAUAAACUGCCGAAUGAGUUUUCUUUUUUUUUUCUCCUUUAAAUGUUAUCUUCAAUAUAUUUUCUGAGGAAAUGUCCGACGAAUCUAAGGGAAAUACAUUUUGGCUGGUCUAAACGUAUGGCUUGACACGUUAAAUGCCCGUUAAACUCUUCUACGUACGAGAGAAUAUAACUUUGUCUAUCUUUACCACACGUGUAUUUUCUUUGUGUACUACAAAAGGGAUCCGGGAUACAUUUGAAGGCAAAAGUCUCGUCGAAGUUGUGCCCUUGUAUUGUCUUGUUCUUGUUAAAACACAAUGGCACAUCACUGUCGUUUUUCGUAAGUUUGGAUUCUAUCUUACAGUUAAGAACUCUAAAUUAAUCUAUGUAAGAACAUGUGCUUUUUAACCAAAAUGCUUAAGCUCAGGGUUUUUAAACGGGGACAAUGUCACAAAAAUGCCAACCCCGUUUAUUAAGGCAAAACAUUAUAAAUCUUUUAAAUAAAGGUUAAGAACGCUCUCAUCACCGUAAGAAAUAAAAUGUUCUUUGUCUCACUACUCCAAGUUCCAAAUAAAACACUAUAUGCAGAGGAUCUAUGACUAACUUUAUUUUUAAUGUAAUUAAUAUAUUCUUAUAGAAAAAUGCAGGUGAGAUUGCUUAUAGUUGCACUUUAUGGAAAAAAAGAUAGGGUAGUUGAUGGAAACUGGUCGUAGAGACUGUUUUAACUCUGUAAUGCAUUGUCUUCACACAUUUUAAAUGUAUGUUAUUUUGUUAUUUAUGUUUUACUGUCCAUCCAAAAAGUAGUGAACUAUUCUUGUUAUUUUAUCGAUGUUAUUAUUUAAUUUGUUUUCGAACGAUGCUAAAUAAAUUUUUCACAAAGUUCAAAUAUUCUUCUUCCCGUUUUUGUUCGUUAAAGUGGAAUUAAAAAUAUAAAAAGAUCCAGCGUGUAAACGGAAAAGCAUUUUCUCUGACUCAUGUCCUCAUUAAUUCUGAAGGAUCUGUAUUUGUAUUAUUUAAAGCUCAGGUUAUACUAACUGAAAAGGUCAAAAGAAAAGUUUCUUCGUUAUCAGAUGUCUAAGGUUUCAUUUCUGUUUUUAAUCUACUGAGUAAUGUACUCAGAACAUUAAAGUGUAAUUGUGAUGUCCCGAGUUUUAAAUCCAGCAUCUUAUCCUAGGUGAUUAAUUUGAGGAUUACAAAAGGAACGAAAUAAAUUUUAAAGGAGCAUUUUUUCAGUCUCCCGUGAGAAUUGUGGAUAAACUAUGUUGUCAUUUGGCGUGUCAGAAUAAAUUGAAUUAUAUAUCUUUGAAAUCGCGAGAAAACCAAAACUAAGAAGUGAAAAACAAGGUUCUAUGUGUAUAUCCGCAUACAGUGUAUAUAUAAAAGGGUGUUUUGUAAUUUUGUAAUGUUUACUAUUCAACAAAGUUUGAUUCAACAUGGACUUUGUGAAAACAAAUGUUUCGAUUGAAAGCAUAGGUCUAAUGUGUAUGAAGCUCUCUAACUCAUUAUACUAUAUAACCGAAAAAUAUUACCUUUUCUGUAUGCUUUUGAUUUGAAUUUUAGAGUUUCAUACCUUUCACUGUUUUUUUUUUUUUUGCGUCUAAGGGAUGAUCGAAAUAAGACGUUUACAGCACUUGCUGUGCUAAGAGCCAUGGGA